AUGAGGCGACGCAUUCACACUCCACAGGAGGGCCAGGAGUAUGACGAGGGCGAGCAGGGCGAGGAGGGAGAGGAGGAGGUGUUGCGGAGUGAGGAGGAGGGGGUGGUGGUGGCAGUGUCUCGCACCAAGGACUGGCGCUUCCUCACUCUCAACCUCAACACCCGCAGCUCCUCCGAGGUCCAUCUGCUGGACGCGCAUCACCCCACGGGCCUCCCAUGGCUGCUGCAGCGACGGCGGGAGGGCGAGCAGUGGUUUCUGGAGCACCAUGAGGGGUGGCUCUAUGCUGUCACCAACCGCUGCAUGCAGGGCGAGGGGGGAAACGGAGAGAGGAGGAGAGCAGAUAGGGAAGGGGAGGGCGAGAGGGCGGAUAGGAAGCAGAAGGAUGGAGGGAGGGAGAGGCACGGGGAGAUGGGGGUAGCGAGUGAUGGCAGUGGCGGUGGAGGGGAGGAGGGGAGGGUGGGGGAGUAUCGCAUUGUGAGGGAAAGGGAGGGUGGAGGGAGGGGGCAGCUGGGGGAGGUGGGGGGAGACAGUGGGAAAGGAUGUGGGGGGGAGGGGGGGAGGGUGGGGGAGUACCACAUUGUGAGGGCUCCAGUUCAUGCCGCCCACCGCGCUGACAGCUGGCAGGUGAACAGUGAGCACAUGGACGGCAGUGCAUGUGUUCCGGUGCCACCUUGCCAUGCACUGCCUCCCUCAUUCACUCAUCCGCCCAUCCGCCCAUCCCAUCAGAGCCUGGCGAUCAGGAGCCUGGCGAUAAGAGUCAAGGGAUGGGACGUGCGUGCAUCAGAGAUUGUCAUAUCGGACAUAGAGGUGUUCCGACACUGCGUCGCCGUGCACUGCCUCGUGCACUCCCUGCCGCACCUGCUGCUGCUGCCCCUUCCCCUCUCACCAGAGGGCGGAGUGGGAAGAGAGGAGGGUGGUGUGGGAGGGAAGGGAUGGAGAGGAGAGGAGAAGGGGAGGAGGGAAGUGGAGGUGUGGGCGAGGGAAGUGCAGCUGCCAGAGAGGGUGUGCCAUGUGGUGGCAGGGGGCAACCAGGACUACCAUGCUACCACUCUCCGCAUCAUGGUGUCGUACCCUCUCCCUGCUGCACCAAGAGCCGUACUGCCGCCACCAACCCCUCCUCCAGCAGCAGCAGCAGCAGCAGCAGCAGCAGCAGCAGCAGCAGCAGCAGCAGCAGCAGCAGCAGCAGCAGCAGCAGCAGCAGCAGCAGCAGCAGCAGCAGCAGCAGCAGCAGCAGCAGCAGCAGCAGCAGCAGCAGCAGCAGCAGCAGCAGCAGCAGCAGCAGCAGCAGCAGCAGCAGCAGCAGCAGCAGCAGCAGCAGCGCAGCAGCAGCAGCAGCAGCAGCAGCAGCAGCAGCAGCAGCAGCAGCAGCAGCAGCAGCAGCAGCAGCAGCAGCAGCAGCAGCAGCAGCAGCAGCAGCAGCAGCAGCAGCAGCAGCAGCAGCAGCAGCAGCAGCAGCAGCAGCAGCAGCAGCAGCAGCAGCAGCAGCAGCAGCAGCAGCAGCAGCAGCAGCAGCAGCAGCAGCAGCAGCAGCAGCAGCAGCAGCAGCAGCAGCAGCAGCAGCAGCAGCAGCAGCAGCAGCAGCAGCAGCAGCAGCAGCAGCAGCAGCAGCAGCAGCAGCAGCAGCAGCAGCAGCAGCAGCAGCAGCAGCAGCAGCAGCAGCAGCAGCAGCAGCAGCAGCAGCAGCAGCAGCAGCAGCAGCAGCAGCAGCAGCAGCAGCAGCAGCAGCAGCAGCAGCAGCAGCAGCAGCAGCAGCAGCAGCAGCAGCAGCAGCAGCAGCAGCAGCAGCAGCAGCAGCAGCAGCAGCAGCAGCAGCAGCAGCAGCAGCAGCAGCAGCAGCAGCAGCAGCAGCAGCAGCAGCAGCAGCAGCAGCAGCAGCAGCAGCAGCAGCAGCAGCAGCAGCAGCAGCAGCAGCAGCAGCAGCAGCAGCAGCAGCAGCAGCAGCAGCAGCAGCAGCAGCAGCAGCAGCAGCAGCAGCAGCAGCAGCAGCAGCAGCAGCAGCAGCAGCAGCAGCAGCAGCAGCAGCAGCAGCAGCAGCAGCAGCAGCAGCAGCAGCAGCAGCAGCAGCAGCAGCAGCAGCAGCAGCAGCAGCAGCAGCAGCAGCAGCAGCAGCAGCAGCAGCAGCAGCAGCAGCAGCAGCAGCAGCAGCAGCAGCAGCAGCAGCAGCAGCAGCAGCAGCAGCAGCAGCAGCAGCAGCAGCAGCAGCAGCAGCAGCAGCAGCAGCAGCAGCAGCAGCAGCAGCAGCAGUCACACCCAUGCAAUCACUCCCCAUCAACCCCACCUCUCCACCCUCCCAGCCCUCUCCUGCCCCAAGGUGGUUUAGUGGGCCCAUGGGAGCCGUUAAAAUGGGCAGCCAAGGUGAGAGCAGAGAGCGACUACAGUGAGAGGGAGCGGCCUGUACUGGUGCGCGUGUGGGGGGACAGAGGGCACGUGGCACCAUGCAGUGGCAGGGAGCAGAUGGAAGAUGUGGCUUUGGAGCAUGCCUUCCUGCUGCACCACGUUGGGGGCGGAGAGCAAACACAGUGA
Closterium sp. Naga37s-1 is the source of this 2523-nucleotide messenger RNA. NCBI's taxonomy places the organism in Eukaryota, Viridiplantae, Streptophyta, Zygnematophyceae, Desmidiales, Closteriaceae. The record is from the annotation of a GenBank genome assembly.